This is a messenger RNA of Cyprinus carpio (common carp), 2567 nucleotides long. Its product is annotated as metal regulatory transcription factor 1. Lineage: Eukaryota; Metazoa; Chordata; Actinopteri; Cypriniformes; Cyprinidae. Gene Ontology annotation, cellular component: nucleus. The record is from RefSeq and is a predicted model, not a curated record. The coding region runs from base 339 to 1634 and encodes 431 amino acids. The transcript is spliced from 9 exons. Gene Ontology annotation, biological process: central nervous system development; positive regulation of transcription by RNA polymerase II. Gene Ontology annotation, molecular function: RNA polymerase II cis-regulatory region sequence-specific DNA binding; DNA-binding transcription activator activity, RNA polymerase II-specific.
UAAUCUGCUCGAUUUCGCGGUGUAAGCGCGUGUCGGUGUCGUUCAGAUGUUUUAAUGGCUCGUCUCAGUUUCAUUAGGUUCUGUGCAAUGCUAACGGUUUGAAUCUGUUCGCAUACAUCCACCAUGUAUGCUUAAACCAUCACAUAUUCGCCGUGUUCAGAGUAUCUUACACUUUAACCACUCAAAGCGACAAGUUACCCGUGGUUAUGUCUAAAUACACUUGUUAAUAUCAUCUAUAAACUAGUGCAAAUGGCGUGCUAACGAAGCUAACGCCUGUCAUCGCUUCCUUUUGUCUUCGGGAUAUUAUUAAUGUUGACCGGACAGAAGCAGAUGAACUAAUGACUGGAGCUUCACUACACAGCCGCAACAAAAGCAAACACGAGGACACAAACCCAGGACUGAGCUCCUCCGUCAGGAUCAUGGGAGAGAAUGGCCCUCUCACAGAGACAGCCAUGCUCUUUGAGGACGAGGAAGAGGAUGUGGACCGACUGGGCCAUGAGGAGGAAGAUGAGGACAAGAUGGCAGACUAUGACAAAGAUGAUGGCAUAAUCUCCGGACCCUCGUCCUCCUCGGGAAGGGUCUAUGAUCGCACCACUGUGCUCAUCGAGCAAGACCCCAUCCGCCUGGACGAGGAGGGUGAGGAGGAUGGCAUGGCCUUCCUGCCGGAGGGAGAGUGUGAGGGGGACGAGGGCUCUCUGUCCUUCAUGGGUGACCCGGAUGGCAUGUCGCAGGGAUACAUACACCACACCAUCUCACCAGACCAGAUACAGUUCAUCAUUAACCCUGGGUCCACCCCAAUGCCACGAAACAUCGAGGGCGCAACGCUGACGCUACACUCCGAGUGCCCCGAGACCAAGCAGAGAGAGGUGAAGCGAUAUCAGUGCAUGUUCGAGGGCUGCACGCGCACCUACAGCACGGCGGGAAACCUGCGCACGCAUCAGAAGACACACCGCGGUGAAUACACGUUUGUAUGCAACCAGCAGGGCUGCGGCAAAGCCUUCCUCACGUCCUACAGCCUGAAGAUCCACGUCCGUGUCCACACAAAAGAAAAGCCCUUUGAGUGUGACGUCCAGGGCUGUGAGAAAGCCUUCAACACACUCUACAGACUGAAAGCACACCAGAGGCUGCACACUGGGAAGACGUUUAACUGUGAAUCAGAGGGAUGCACCAAGUACUUCACCACACUCAGUGACCUGAGGAAGCACAUCCGCACACACACGGGGGAAAAACCAUUCCGUUGUGAUCAUGAUGGCUGUGGUAAGGCUUUCGCUGCUAGUCAUCACCUGAAAACACAUGUUCGGACACAUACUGGAGAGAAGCCGUUUUUCUGUCCGAGCGAUGGCUGUGAGAAGACCUUCAGCUCUCAGUACAGCCUGAAGAGUCACAUUCGGGGUCAUGAUAAAGGUCCAGCAUUCACCAUGAGCAGUCAUCCGCUGUCAGAGGAUGCGAAUCACUCUCUGUGCCUCAGUGAUUUGAGCCUCAUUUCCACAGACUCUGAGCUCCAGGAAAACCACAAUUCUCAGGGUUUGGAUCUGAACAGCGUCACCCCCAUACGAAUCUUUGAGCUGAUGUUCCAGAGUCCUGAGAACAGUGUCAGCCCGGACGACCCGAAGCCCACAGGCAAGAACUUUUAGAGCUCACUGUGUUCAAAAACAAUGGGUCAUUCCUGUUAUGUAGUACGGUUUGAAUAAGUGAACAAUCAUUUGUCAGUGUUUUUUGUAAUCUAUUGAAGUCUUUAUUUUAAUUAUUUUUGAGUAUACCAGACUUUCAGAGAUUUUCUCAGGCACUUAAAAUUUAUACUAUAACCAUGAUAGAAGCAUGUUAACUUGGAUUGGGCCGAUAAACGAUGGCUGACAGACAUCACAAUGUUAAGCCUUCAACUAUCACACAUUCAGAUGGAGCACUGGUAGCACAUAUGCACAAAUAUUUACACAUGAUGUUAGCCAUAAGAGGGAACGGUCCUUGGUUAGCUUUCCACCAAGUUAGUGGGUCUUCUUCUCCAUCAAUAGCCAUUUCGUGUAGGUAUAUCGACAUCUCUGCUUUACCUUUUUGAUCAGCUGUGAGCGUGGCUGCUGUAGCUGCUCUUUUCCCAAGAAGUCUGCCGAGUGAACUCUUUUUCUUCUUAGGCAGGGUGCCAGCUUCUGAUUCCUCUUCCUCUUCUCUCACUUGUGUGGGACUGGGUGUAAGACUCGGGUGUGUUGCUGCUGCCGCCAACAUCUCUGCUACCAGUUUUUGUAGCUCGAGUGGCUUCAUGUGAUCUCCUCUGUAUCUUGGGUCGAGCAAGGUUGCUUUGUGCAUCAUCCUCUGGGUGGCAUCAUGGCCAUAUUUGCCAUCCAUGUGCUCCAAGAUGAUGCGCUUCAGGUCGGCUGUGAGUUUGGCAUCCUGCUCUGAAUUCCAGGUGGGCUAACGUGGGCAGAAGUGAGGAAACAGUAACGUAGUUUUCUCCUGAAGGAAUAUCUGUAAACUCCGCUAUUGGCUUCAACCCGCUGGUAACCGCUUCCAGAACACUUAUGUCCUUCCAUGUAAGCUCUGGGAGCGUGCAGCAGAUUUUGUCCUGACCCUCUUGC